AUGUUUUCGAAUGAUCCAGUACGACAAACACCAAAUAGUUUCUCGGUUUUUAUAUUAUUGUUGAAACGAUCUCUAUUACAAAUUUGUAGAAACAAAACACGAUUUGUGAUGGAUCAGAUAUUAAAUUUUUUUGCUGGUUCAUUUCUUUCAGCAUCUGUCAGUAACUACAGAUAUAUCGGUGCUCCACCACAAGAAUUAUGUGUGAUUAUGCCGAUGGUACUUCGCCAAUAUUGUCAAUCACCACUAGAUACUUUACAAUAUUUGUACACGUUUAUGAUUUUGGGACUUACAUUCUGUGGAAUUUAUGGUAGUAGUACAACAUUUGGUUGCGAGAAAGUGGUUUAUUGGCGCGAAAUAUCAUCAGGAAUGUCAGCAAUACCGUAUUUUCUUGCAAAAGCCGUAGCAGAUAUACCAAGAUUAAUAGCAGCAUCAUUUAUGUUUUCAAUAUCAUUUAUAAUGUUUUAUUCAAAUGAAACAAAAUUUUCUGAUCAUUUUUUAAUUAUUUUAUUAAGUUAUAUUGCAGCUUGGGGUUCAGGAUAUUUCAUAUCAAUCAUUGUGAGUAAAGAACAAAUAGGACUUGUGGGAACAGCAUUUGCACUUGCAUGGGGUUUGGUAUUUGGAGGAUCUAAUCCAAUUUUAACAGAAGUUGAAUCUAAUUCAAGUUAUGCAAGCAUACGUUGGUUAUGGGAGAUUUCAGCACAAAGAUGGGCAAUUGAAGCCGCAUAUUUAAAAGAACUUUCGUCAAAAGCAUGGCAUGAAAUUCACGACGCACCAUUAAAUUUUACAUAUAAAUUUGACGAGUAUGAUAAAUGUUUGAGAAAUAUUUGUUUGAUUGCAUCAUGUUGGUUUUUAUUGGCAUUUUUGGCAUUAAAAUUAAUCAAUAGAGAUAAACAAAAAUAA
Molecule: messenger RNA, 900 nt
Organism: Entrophospora candida
Lineage: Eukaryota; Fungi; Glomeromycota; Glomeromycetes; Entrophosporales; Entrophosporaceae
Source: the annotation of a GenBank genome assembly